Molecule: messenger RNA, 4552 nt
Organism: Pecten maximus
Lineage: Eukaryota; Metazoa; Mollusca; Bivalvia; Pectinida; Pectinidae
Exons: 7
Coding region: 556-2643 (695 amino acids)
Biological process (GO): regulation of apoptotic process
Source: RefSeq, a predicted model, not a curated record
UACAUGACGACACAGGUAACUACCAGGAAGUGCUAUAUGACGAAGGGAUAUAGUUUAUAUAAAUAAGGAAUGUACACACACCAAGUCAGCUGACCAGUGCGAGGGGAAAUUCCACAUUGGACAACAUUAAUAUACAAAGCAAUUGUACAUAUACCUUUCCCCAGGUAAGAUGUAUUUUUAUCAGUAAGGUUGUAGGUAUUGGAUCAGCCUUAACCACAGCUACUAAAAACCCCGGAUACUAAAAAUAGACAUACAGUAGUUGAGUUACUCAUGCCGAUGUAUACGUCACAGAUUCGGAAAUCAUUGUUCAUUAUUAUUGUUCCACCCUAUGGAAUACCCAGGAGUUGGAGCAGCUGACUUGUGGACUGACAAUAAUUUAUAAAGGACCACAGAUCAAAAAGCUAAUCACUACUCGCACACCUGUUCUGAGGGAUAUACCGUCACAUAGACAGCAGUGUAGUGUUAACACGUACUUGGAUUUCUGAUACACUUCUAGAAGGAAAACACUUAUAUUCAAGACCUGUUCAUAUAGAGUUUACUACAAAGACAGGCACCAUGCCAGCCUCCGGGAUAAAGAGAACUGAGAGGAGACAGACGAUUCCACUAAGGAAAAGCGACACGGAACACCUGUUUGAUUACUUUAUGUAUAAACAAAUACUAAAGACUCUCCCGUCUGAACGUGACGUUACAACGGGAGUUCAGCACGUGAUGGAAAGCACCACCACCACCACCACCACUGACAACAACAAAAAUACAUUGCCGGUUGAGGAACAGCAGCCGUUUAAACGAACCAACAGUUAUCGUAAGGCAACUAACAGAUUAACUGUUUAUGAUAAUACCGAAGUCAUGGUCCAUUCGCCAUUUAAAAUAACAGAAGACAAAGUUUUCAAAAAAGAGGAUUAUAAUUACAGGAAGUACAAAACAUUGCCCCCAGAGUCGGAUACUUUGAGGAGAGCAAGUCAAAGGAAGAGGAAAUCUUCCGAAGCACAGAUGAACAAAAAUAAUAACAAUAACAACAACAAAACUAAAAAUCAUAAUGAAAAAUCACCACACAGCUUUCAGCGUUCUGGGAGUAUAGCGUCAAAUGAUUCUGAUAGUGAGGAUGAUGUGAGUAUCAAUACAAUUGACAGGAAAAAGAAGAGCGCUUUUCAGCGAGCGAAGGAACGAAUUUUUCAAACAUUUUCUAAACAAAAGAAAAAUGACGAAGAAAAGAAAAAGAAUAAACCAAAGGUAAAAAAAUCUGCUAAAAAGAAGACUAAAAGGAACCAUGGUAAGGAUGAUAAGAAAUCUAGUGAAGCCGGCGUUGUUGUCAUGGACGAACAUGGUCAUUGCACGUCACAUGUGACCCAGAGUCGUUAUGGAGAUGUUCUGGUCCGUCGGGAAGAGUCAAUGGAUGUCAAGGAUUGUGUGACCCCUUCUAGUCCUGGUGUCCACUCGGAAUCACGUACCAUGGUAACCGACACUCGAGACCUUUCUACCAAGUCUAAACCGGCGCCAAUUUCAAAAUUCCAGUCAUUAAGAAGAAGCAUACGUCGGAAGUUUUCAGACGCAUCCAAGUCACCGAAAGAGGAAAACCGAUCCGGCCCUAGUCUUAUGAAAAUGUCCAAUUCGGGUUCAGAUCAGGGAACAAGACAAAUGUCGUUAUCAUCUCCCUCCAAUCCUUGUCCGAUGGGUCAGUUUCGACAGCCGGCCAAUACCGUGACCAAGGUAUUUGAAGCCAUCAUUUCCCAAGACGCUGACCAAGAUGUUCCAUGUGGACGUCGAACCCGAUCAGCCGCGAGAGGCGGUGCUCAUGCUCAAGGCGACAGAUCCAGACUUCAACUGAAGGGACUGGUCCCGUGCCAUACCAUUUCUCGUUCAUUGCCCAGUUCUGGGAAUUUCGAAGCAGAUGUUGAAACAGAUACACAUACCAAAUAUGUGAAGAGCCCGGAUGGAUAUAUGGAUGUUGUGACGGAUACUUAUGAGAGUGUGCGUAUAUGUCCAAUGGAUGUUGACGAUGUAGAACCGGACUGUCCAAAUGAUAAUGUUGAUGGGUUUGAACCUGUAGCUAAAAAGGGACGUGGAAGCAGUCGUCGGAAACGUUUGUUAGAAAGCGAUAACUCACUCCCGUUUGAUGAACUGACACAAGAGGAAAAGAACAAACGUAUCGAAAGUGUCGCCAACCGUCUGGCGGUCAUUGCUGAUAACUACGUCACAAGGGCGGAGAGCAGUCAAUCAGACAACGAGUGUCAGUCCCCUACCGAUCCCUUAUCGGGCAGCAGGAAACCUCCAGAUAGACUAAAUUCAAUCGAGAGAGACCUAAUCUUUGAGUUACGGAGGGAAGGAGAUCGGCUAUCAGAAACAAUCAACAUGCCAUCCGUCAUAAUGCCAAUAGCCAUGCAGUUGGUAAAGGAAACCGACCAGUAUAAUCGCUUCACUAAGGUUGUGGAAUCGUCACUAGGCGGUACUGUGGGCUGGCACAACGUCGCCAUGUACUUCUACGUCACAAAGGCAGCAGUACAUAUGGCAGGCGCGGGAGGCGCGGUGGCACUUAAGCUCAAGGACAUGGCUCUUCAAUACUUCUCUGAUAGGUUUGCAGGCUGGAUUACUGACAGAGGAGGAUGGGACUCUGUUUUGGAGGAAACAGAUUCAGAACUAGACUGAAAGAAUCGAGGUUGAUAAAGAGGACCCAAAAUCUCUAUCGGAUAAGUGAGCCGGUUGCUGGUCGGAACCUGAAGCUUGAACCAGAGUGUUGUACCUACAUGGUGCAAUGAAACAUAAUUGGGAAGAUUCAAGACCAAAUCUCGCAAAGAUAUUCAAAAGGCGGAAUAUUCUCUACAAUAACUGUACGGGAUGUUUUCAAACAUGUACGGAACAGUACGAAGUGAAGUUCAUAUUACAAUGAACUGAAUAUCGAUAUGACGUCUUCAUCGAUUAUCAUAGUCAAAUUACACAUCAUUCCCUGCGAACAAUAGGAAAUCGGGAUGUGUUCUAGUGUAUUAAGACAUAUACGAACGAUCCUUUUUUCUGAAACGUUAAGAAACAAUGGUUCCUGAUUGGUCAAUACUUCACUAGUGUACAUUCGACUAAUCAGAACAAAUGUUCUAGUCAUGUUCAACCAAACACAGAUACAGAGAAAAGGAAGAUUUUUACAGAGUAAAAAAGAGCGAUUCGUGGACACCGUCAACCCAAUGUGAAUUAUUAACCAAAGUGCCAUCGUUCUAAAUGUAACUCAUUUCUUGGGUAAAAAGAAUGCAGACAUAUUUUGCUUUUGUAGAUGUGAUAUUCUUUCAUACAAAAAAUCAGAACGUAUUUUCGUUCUAAUACUGACCAGAUGUCUGAUGCCUACAUGACAUUUUGAAGAUGUUAAAUCGUAUUUGAGUUCUGGUACGCAUUCCGUAUAUUUUGUUAUCUUUGAUACGUUUAUGUGUUCAUGCAUCUAUGCAAGAGCUUCGCGAUGAACAUAAAAGAGCGAAGUUGUCUUAUUCGCAAUGUCGCAUUUAAAAUGUUUUAGAUAUUCUUUAAAAAUAUACCGUGGUGUGAGCAUAUGUUGUGUUUGAUCUCAAACUAAGAAAAUGCAGAAUUAGAUGUGAUCUAUUCUGUAUUUCUUUGUACAUUUAAAUGCAAGUUGUCAUUUUAUGUUGUAAACAUUUUAACCAUGUUAGUGAUACAUACAUUAUCUAGAAACACCCGAAUACUAUGAAAGCGAGGCCGCUUGAGUAUUCAACAAAAAUAUCUACUACUAUUUCUUUGGGAAUUCAUUGGUGACUUCAUUUUUCAAAGUAACUCAGGGUAUAGGCCUGCUGUUUAUGUGUCUACUACCUUGAUAGCUGAAAUGUAGACCGAGGGCAAAUGAUUUCUUGCUGAAGAAAUGAGGUCUCGUGUUUUGACACUGAGUGGCUUGUGUGCAAUAUCAUUCUUCUUAUGCUAUUUAUAGCAAAUCUCUUAUUAUAAUUUAAUAUUCCAUUGUUGAAAUGAUAAACAAAUUCCAUUCUUAUAUUUUUACUUUAAGUUAAUAAUUAUUUUAUGUUUAUUGACCUGGAUAGUUUAUUUUGUUUUGGACUUUUGUUCCAAUGAAAUUUCUGAGUCAUUUAUAUCUUGUUGUCUCUUUUUUGUGUUAUGUGAUUAAUAUCGCUACUACUGUUAACUGAUCCGCAAUGUCAUUUGAUACGUGAGCUUUUACCCGUCCGGUGGAGUAUAACAUAAACAGGUAUGAUAUCAUACUGAUGCGAUACCUGUAUACGGGGUAGAUAACAUGUCAGAUCUCUGAUAAAAUAUGCGCAAAUAUUUGCCUAUGUUAUCACGUAUUGCGUGUUUUGUCUAUAAUUGGAAAUAGGAUUUCCAUUUCGUCAUUUGUCUAAUCAAUCUGUUGAUGAUGUCACAAAAGUGAUUUGCUAUUCUUUAAGUGUUGUGAUCCACUUUUUAUGUAUUGCUUUAUAUGUUAUUUAAACCACAAAUUAAUCAAAUCCGAAUUCCAUUUCUAUUUUUACUAUCUUGAUUUAUUCUAUAUGUUUUGUCUACAACCUUCAAAAGGUUCCGUUUAUAAACUUUGAAAAUAAAAUCUUGAAAAUGA